AUGACCUCCCGGGGCCGAGAGGGGUUCGCCCCGGCUCCUCUGCGCAUCUGGUCCAACAACGUCCGGGGCCUGAACCUGCCGGAACGGAGAUCACAUUUACUACGGGCACUUUGGUCCAAUAGAAUCUCUGUGGCCUUCAUCCAGGAGACACACUUCCCAGGACAGACGGGACCGGCCCUCCGAGACCGACGGUUCCCCACUGGAUAUUUUGCUAACCAUAGGGAAGCCAAGAAGGCAGGAGUGGCCAUUCUCUUCGCCGCGCAUGUCCCCUUCGUGUGUGCGGAGAUCAAGGCCGACCCACUGGGACGCUACAUCUUCCUCAAGGGCUCCAUUGCAGACAGGCGCUAUACCUUUGCCUCCAUAUAUGCGCCCAACACCCGACAACACAGUUUUCUCACCAGAACCCUAAAAUCGCUGGAACACUUCAGGGAGGGGCUCCUAAUUCUAACCGGGGACCUCAACAUACCGGACGGACACCUCCCGGGGACGGUGCUCGCUGCCGGACGCAAGCAUCAAAGCGGCACAAUUGGCACUCAGAACGGCUGGCCUUGCGGAUUGCUGGAGAGUCAUGCACCCAGAGGCCAAGGAUUUUACAUACUUCUCCCCGGUGCACCGCGGCUACAGCCGCUUAGACUAUGUCUUUAUUGCACAAGAAUACCUGAAUCUAUUACAAAAAUGUGA
Molecule: messenger RNA, 681 nt
Organism: Pelobates cultripes (western spadefoot toad)
Lineage: Eukaryota; Metazoa; Chordata; Amphibia; Anura; Pelobatidae
Source: the annotation of a GenBank genome assembly